Messenger RNA from Prorocentrum cordatum, 1014 nucleotides. NCBI's taxonomy places the organism in Eukaryota, Dinophyceae, Prorocentrales, Prorocentraceae. The record is from the annotation of a GenBank genome assembly.
AUGAUCAGCCUGCACAGGAUCUGUUGGAGGCUGCUGGACCCGUUGAAGCUUCUCGACGACGAAGGUCGCUCAUGGGACGUCAAGUUCUAUUCUGCCAGUUGGAUCGCGCAUAUAGUCAAGCUGGGUGUUAGACGUCAGAUCGACCGUGAUGCGCUUGCCACGUUGCAAGGAGCAGGCACCACCAGGACAGGACCCAUCGCCUGGCAGCCGAUCUCGGAGGCGCUGCACGGCAAGCGCCUCACGCCCCACCAGCGGCGCACGCUUCGGGGUGUGAUCACUGGAUGUCAUUGGCUACAGGUCGGCGAGUUGGCCAAGGCUGGUGCAUCUUUCCAUGCUGCAUCGGAGGCUCAGGAGAAGCUUGUUCGCGGCGCGACGCGCCUUCACAAUAUGCUGCUGUUGUACAUCGCCCAGUUUGAGGUUUGGUUCCACCAGCAGGGCGACGAGUUCAAGGAUUGCCUCUUCCCUGACCCCGAGGAGGACGGCUUGGCCACACCGCAGCAGCAGGCGGCGGCGAUGGAGCCCCUCUUGCCCUGGCCUUGGUUGGUCCAGAAACAUGCCCUGCUGGAGUACCCUGUGGUCGGUCAUGAUCGCUCGCUGAUUUUCUGUACCAGUUGUUGCAAGUAUUCAGACACUGGUAGUCUCAACCAUCGCGGGCUGGACAAAGUGUGCUGCGGCAGAGAAGGAGGCAGCGGCAGGAUUGCUGAGAACACCCGGCACUUCAGCAAGCUUCGACAUCCUCAGUCGCUGCACAAAGAUAUUGCUCUGUUGGAUGCUCGGCGGCCCACGGCCAGAGUCCGAACCCUGGUGUGCAAGUCCAAAGGUUGGAGGGACCCGCUCAUGGAUGCGCCUGAGGUCGUCUUCAGACCAAAAGGCCGAGUACGUGCUGAACCCCAACGCUAUUUGGGCACAAGUUUGAUUCUGAAGGACUAUGGUCUAUUCUACCCUGAAGCUUUGGAGUUGGGUGCUCCGCGCGAGUCGGACAGCGAUGACGACGUGGACACUGACAUGGUUUAG